This is a messenger RNA of Homarus americanus (American lobster), 4442 nucleotides long. RefSeq names its product alpha-1,6-mannosyl-glycoprotein 2-beta-N-acetylglucosaminyltransferase-like. The coding region runs from base 350 to 2302 and encodes 650 amino acids. The record is from RefSeq and is a predicted model, not a curated record. The transcript is spliced from 7 exons. Gene Ontology annotation, cellular component: Golgi membrane; Golgi stack. Gene Ontology annotation, biological process: protein N-linked glycosylation; oligosaccharide biosynthetic process. NCBI's taxonomy places the organism in Eukaryota, Metazoa, Arthropoda, Malacostraca, Decapoda, Nephropidae. Gene Ontology annotation, molecular function: alpha-1,6-mannosylglycoprotein 2-beta-N-acetylglucosaminyltransferase activity.
UGCACCAGUUAGUGUGGUGCCGACCAGCGGCGCGGGAGGUCGCCGAUGUGAUCACUCUGGCACUCCCUCACACACGCGCGAACAUACACACACUUACUCGUCAGACUCACACAAUGAUACACACACUAAAGGGAUCAAGUGUGUGUAAGUGUGAGCACCUUGUUAAUAACAGCUACUAACGCCAGAAGAAUUACUAAAUAAGUAUUAAAGAUGUACAUUAAGAAACACUCACAUCAUGGAUAACAUGUUGAAUGUUGUGGAGACCCUGCUAACACGGCGACCAUCACAUGUGAACAACAGAGCGAGGGAGUGAACCUGAGACGACCUGUGCACCUGUCAGAAUUGCAGGAUGCGGUGGCGACGGGCGCUGAAGAGGGUGCUGGUAGCGCUUAUGUUCCUGUGCAUGACCAUCAAGAUCCAGCUAGAGUUGAAGAUGCUGGACUCUACUAAAAAUGACGUAGUGUUCGCCCCUUGGUGGAGCAACGAAACUGCGGGCCAUCUGCGAGCCUUUCCCAAGGUUAGCCAGUAUCUCCGUUCCCCCGCACCCACACAUCUUAGUAGUGAACAUUUUGAAACUAAAGAGAAUCUAAAUAAAUUUUCAUUACAAUAUACCAGUUCAGCAUCAUAUAAUGUAAAUAAUAGAACGAAUACCAGCGCGUCAGAGCUUAGAAGUGAUAAUAAACCUGAAAUUUUACGGAAAGAUAAAGAUUCUGUAUUUCAUAGCAAUGUAACUAAGAAACAUGUUGAUAAUGUAAAAUCAAAGCACAUUUCAGUGGUGGUGAAGGAAAAAGUGCAAAAAACCACCACAAAAAAUGUGACUCAGGGUGUAAACACACCAGUGAAGCGUCAACACACUUCACAAAAACCUGCCACGAUAAAGUUAACCAAAAAAGACGUAUUUGCUAAGCUUGAUAUCUGGGACAAUAAGAAAAAGGUUAAAAUCGAUAAAGUAAACACAGACUUCACAGAGGUUAAAAAGAACGACGAAAAAACAAAAAUCUAUGUCAGUGCGCCUGUUGUAACCAAAGAGAACAAACCAAAACCAAAACUAGAUCUGAAAAAAAUUCUGCCACCGAAACGUAUAAGGGGUAGACCUGUGGGGAGUCCCAACCUUAACAAGGCGGCCGCACCAAGAAGAGGAGUUUCACACGAGGUGGACUCUACCGAGGUGUCUCUCAGCAAGGAGGCUAUUAUCAAGAUCAAGGUUCAACUCAAAAUGGACAAUAACGAACAGAAAGUACACAACCAGGAUCGCUACGGCCCCGUUCACAGAAAUACCAGUAUAUUGUUGGUGCAGGUACACAACCGCCUGGGGAACCUCCGCUACCUGGUGGAGAGCAUGAAGGCGGUUCGAGGCAUCCAGGAGGCUUUGGUGAUAUUCAGCCACGACCUGUGGGACCCCGCCAUGAACGCCUUCGUCAGGAAUAUCACAGACUUCCGUGUGAUGCAGAUCUUCUUCCCAUUCUCUAUACAACUCCACCCCUUUGCUUACCCCGGCAGAGACCCGAGGGACUGUAACUGGAAUAGUGUGAGGAAGGGCAAUGACAAGUGCCUCAACCACCGAUGGCCUGACACCUACGGCCACUACCGCGAGGCCUCCUUCACCCAGAUCAAACAUCACUGGUGGUGGAAGAUACACAGAGUGUUUGAGGGACUGGAGAUAACGAAGACCAAUUACACUGGUCAUGUAGUGUUCCUGGAAGAUGAUCACUAUGUAUUACCCGACCUACUGCAUGUCCUAGGGCUUAUGAAACACAUCCGUCACUCUUCCUGCGACAACUGCCAAGUCCUCUCUCUAGGCAACUACAACAAAAUGUCUGCCGCCGUUUACAAAAAUUUCGUGGAGAAAGGUGAUUGGUGGGUCACGAAAUACAACCUGGGCUUCGCGUUGGACUCAGUCGCCUGGAACGUCUUAACCAGGUGUAAGACCUUCUUCUGCGACUUCGACGACUACAACUGGGAUUGGACACUGAACAACUUGGUGCAGACUUGCCUCAAGCCCCGGAUGUCCAUGUUGUCUGUCAGGCUCACCAGGGUCUUACACGUUGGUAGCUGUGGGACGCACGUCAAAAAGCGGUUGUGCGACGUGCGUAAGGAGGUGCAGCAAGCCGCCAACCGUAUAAAGGCGUCAAAGCAGUAUCUCUUUCCGGAUACCCUCAAGCUGCAGAGUGUUUACCGGAGCUCAGGUAAACCUAAGAAUGGGAACGGCGGCUGGGGGGAUGUCCGGGACCGUCACCUGUGUCGUGCCAUAGCUAACGGCACCAUCUCUGACCACACCAUCGCCAGGCUACAGGUCCACUAGAACCUCUAACACCACACCAUCGCCAGGCUACAGGUCCACGAGAACCUCUAACACCACACCAUCGCCAGGCUACAGGUCCACGAGAACCUCUAACACCACACCAUCGCCAGGCUACAACUUCCCGAGAACCUCUUAACACCACCACACCAUCGCCAGGCUUCAGUUUACCAAGUAGAAGUCGUGAAAAAGCCGUUGUUGCAGUGUAAUGUUUUAUAUAGAUGAACUAAUAAAGCCUUUGAAAUUAAAUCCGGGUGUUGAUGGAUAUAAACACUACCACUACUUACUGCUACUAAAUAGUUAAGGAAAAUUAUCUCCAAGGCUGUAUAAAAGACGCCAAAAUUCCCCUUAAAGCAGACUGACAACUUUAGAGUAAAUUAUUGGAUGUGGCAGACUUAACGCAUCAUGGUGCACACGUUACACUAAUUGUAAGGCAAGAAGUUAACACGUAAAUUAAUACAGUAUUCACGGAUGAAAAACGCACUGUGCUUCAAUACUCAAAAUCACUAAUAUAUCAGUUGUGUUCCUCUGUCGUGAUGCACUGUGAGGCGGUCAACGUGCAGCUAGAAAACAACAUAUAUGCUAAAAAAAAGUAAGACCUGGUGAACGGUAUUUAAAGACCCUGGCCAAUGAAACAACAAUAUACGGUAUCAUGUCGUGUUGUAUGGGAUGGUGUGCAUCUUAUGUGAUUUGGGAUGAAAAGAAAAAAAAUAGUGAUUUUAUAAAGUAAAAAGACAAAGCAUACGAGCAGAGGUUGUGGAGAGACAUCUUGGGCUUGUCCACCGUGAUCAGGGAAUACUUUAACAAACAACAACAAAGAACUACAUCAUCCACAUGUCCCAGUAGAGUGAAAUUAUAAUAUCACAAGGCUCUUAAUAGGGACAGUUUAGUCUUGUUAACAAUUAUAUUGGUACAUUUUCAUGUGUGUGUGUGUGUGUGUGUGUGUGUGUGUGAGUAAUAUGGACAGUGGAACACACCUUGACCAAGAUACUACAGGUUAAAUGGUCCUCAGUCCUGCCAGGUCCAAUCCCACCCUAACUAACCAUAACCUCGUUAGAGUUGAGGCCCAUUAACACUAGGGACCACUUGACUAGCUAUUGUACAAAUUAGUGAGAAGUUUUCGUUAAAGGGGCUUCAACUAUUAAGAUGGGAGCUCAUUAGUGUUAGGACUCGUUAGAACUGGGGCUAAUUAGGACUGGGGGCCCAUUUGAUCGGUCGGCGUACAAAAAUAGUGAGAAUGUUGUGGUGUGAAGAUGUGUACUGUACAGUGCAGAAGAAGGCUGACUAUAGUGCCUUAAGAAAGUGAUAGAGAUUUGUGCCAACCUUAUAGUGCCAUUGUGAUGAUAGAUUCUUAAGAGAGACUUACUACAAGAUUAUACAGUAGAUGAUAUAUUUUAACUAUCAGUAAGAGUAAUACUGUAGUCGUAGAGGAUAACUAAAUAACUGUGUAGGGUAUUACAAAAGGUCAAAAAUAUACGAUGUCUGAUCUUCAUUCUCUCAAAACUCAACUUGUUUCUUUGUUCACAGUUUGGAGAUAAAGCAAAACAGAUACACAUCAAAAGGCAAUUAAAUCAAAUAAUGUUUAUAUUAUCAAUCAAUAGGGUGCUGGCUCAAAACAUUUUACAAGUGUUUACUAUUCAUGCCAGAUAUUAACGAUAAACAUUUUUAGUCACUUUUACUGUGCGUUAUAUAAACACUAAAUUGACAGUGAAAUAAGUUCUAACGUAAUUUUAACGUUUGCAUGUGUGUAAACAUAGGUAAACCUCUUUAGCAUUGUGGAUAUACACGCGUGUGUUUGACUGUAUCGGUGCUUUGUUUAUAACCCUAAGUAUUGCGAACACUAUGACUUGGGCACGUCAAUAUAUGUAAACAUAAUCUACAUAUAUCUCUGUCCAUAAAUGUGUGAGUACAUCUGUAACGGUUACAGUUGCACAUAUAAUAUAUUAAUACCCAUGCUUAUUCAUAUUAUGCUCCGUCGUCCAUAGAGCAUGUGUGAAACUAGUGAGUUAUCCCGGGACUUGUUUUCUCGAGUGAGAGCUACCGUCCAUUUUCUAUAUUACCUGAAGUGCCCUCCAAAUAUGUAAAUUUAAAUUUAAUUUGUAACAUGUACCAUUCAAUAUCAAUUACAUGUAUGUACUAAGAA